Molecule: messenger RNA, 1957 nt
Organism: Brassicogethes aeneus
Lineage: Eukaryota; Metazoa; Arthropoda; Insecta; Coleoptera; Nitidulidae
Source: the annotation of a GenBank genome assembly
GUGUAGUUCAAAUGUUCUAUCAUAACCUAAAAGUUUGUUUUUGAGUUUUUUGCGAUAAAAAUGCUUUAUUUAUUGAUUUUAUUUGGUGAAAUUGUUAUAUAAUGAUCGGUGGACGAUUAAUAAUACUCAUUUUAUAUAUUGUUGGUGUUUAUGUGUUUAGUUUUAUUAUUGGAGUCGCAAAUUUGUUUACUUUUAACAAUGUUUCACUGGAAAGUUUAGUAAACAAAACUUUCGAUUACAUUAUAGUUGGUAGUGGUUCUGCAGGGUCUCUAUUAGCCAAACGUUUAUCACAAAAUAAAAAUCUUACAAUUCUCCUAAUCGAAAGUGGUGGAGAUGUUAGGCCUGGCUUUUUGGACAUCCCAUCAUUGGGUUUAAUGCUACAAGGCACUGCAUAUGACUGGAAGUAUACCACAGUGCCCCAAAAAUGGGGGGCAUAUGGAUUGGCGGGAAAUAGGAGUAAAUGGCCUAUGGGCAAACUGGUGGGUGGCACUGCACAAUUUAACAACCUAAUGUACUUAAGGGGCCAUCCAGAUGAUUUUAAAGAGUGGUAUAAAGAUUUACCUAGUUUUGAUUACAAAAGAGAUAUUUUACCAUAUUAUAAAAAACUAGAAUCAACAGGUGAUUCAUUUUUAAGUAGACUACCUUUUACAUCAUCUGCAGCUGAAUAUGCUCUUAAUGCCUUUAAAAGUUUGGGUUAUAAUGUCAAUAAAAAUCAACUGGAUAGUUUUGUUGGUUUUGGAAGUCCUUACGUCAACAUAAAAAACGGAAAAAGAUGGACAAGUUUCCAUCAAUUAUUAUCACAUGACCGUCCAAAUGUGUUUCUAUUAAGCCACACAACAGCCCUUGAGGUACUUUUUAGAAGUAACUAUGAAGCAUAUGGCGUUAAGUACAUAAGAUCAGGUGAAACUGUUGUUUCCCUGGCUAGACAUGGAGUCAUAUUGUCUGCUGGAGUAAUAGGAAGUCCUAAGUUGUUGAUGAUGUCAGGGGUGGGCGUUAAAAGUCAUCUGCAAAGCGUUAAUAUUGAAACCAAGUUGGAUUUACCGGUAGGUGAUAACCUGCAGGAUCAUAUCACCACAGGAUUUUCUCUGGUGACUUUCAACGACACCUUAGAUUUUGGGGUUGGUAUUAGCACCAUGUUGAACCCUUUAACGGCUCUGGAAUACUUUCGAACGCAAUCAGGGCCGUGGACCACAGUGGGCUGUGAAGUAAAUGGAUUUAUCAACACUAAAAACCCUAAAAAUCCACUGGCACAACCUGAUUUGCAACUCAUGAUGCUACCACUGGGCAUUGAGGAAGAUUCCGGGUUGUAUCUGAGAAAAUUGAUGGGUAUUAGCGAUGCAACGUGGUACAACUACUUCCACCACGUCAACAAAUCCAUCGCGGUGUUGCCAGUUCUGCUGCACCCGAAAAGUAGAGGUACAGUGCGUCUCGAAAGCAAAAACAUCGAUAAACAACCCUUGAUAGAUCCCAACUAUCUCAGCGUGGAAGACGAUGUCGAAACUUUAUACGAAGGAAUACAAAUCGUUAAGAAAUUUGUCGACGCAGAGCCGAUGCGAAACCUUGGCGCGGAACUGAACGCUCUACCCCUGCCAGGUUGCGAACAUUUGACGUUCGACAGCGAGCCCUAUUGGUUCUGCUACCUACGUCACAUGACGUACACAGCCUACCAUCCGGUUGGAACUUGCAAAAUGGGCGCGGACGACGCUAGCGUGGUAGGUUAUGAUUUCAAAGUCAGGGGUACCAAUCGGUUGUACGUUGUUGACGCCUCAGUGUUCCCAACCUUAACCAGUGGGAAUGUUAACGCAGCUGUCUUGAUGAUGGCUGAAAAAGCUGCUGAUGUCAUUUUGGAGCAGUUAUUUUUGAAAACAGGGUUUUGUUGUAUACUUGAGAUAUUUAAAAUGAAGACUGUAUGUGAGAUAUGAAACCAUUAUUUUUAGGAAUUAUAAUAAUAAACUAA